Messenger RNA from Sesamum indicum (sesame), 2509 nucleotides. The record is from RefSeq and is a predicted model, not a curated record. NCBI's taxonomy places the organism in Eukaryota, Viridiplantae, Streptophyta, Magnoliopsida, Lamiales, Pedaliaceae.
UAAAGAUAGUUAUACGGUCUUAUUUGCCGAGGGAAUAAAGCAGUCGAAGUCGGGAGUUGUAUUAGUUUAACUUGAAAGCGCAUUGCCGACACAUUGCUGUGAACGGCGGAGGAAAUUGAUGAGGAACCACGAUUUUAAAUUCUGAUUCCUCUGCUCAUUUCCUGGCAAAAUUGUUUCUCAUGAAUGAGGUCAGUCCCACUGCAUUUGCUCACUGAAACUGCUUUUCCCACUUUGUCGAGAGUUGCAGCAACCCAUUGCCAAGCCAUCAAAUUGUCACUUAUUACCGAUACGUACACCUCCAAUAACCUCGUAAACGGCUACGUAAAAUGCAAAGAAUUAAACACUGCCCUGAAGGUGUUCGACGACAUGCCUCAGAGAGACACUGCUUCUUGGAACACCGUUAUCACCGGAUACGUGAAUCAGGGAGACUUUUUAAGUGCCUGGGACGUCUUGAAAUCUAUGAAAAGACUUGGGUUUUUGUUGGACGGCUAUACUUUUGGAAGCAUGCUCAAGGGCGUUGCUAUUGGUGGUGGCCUCAUGUAUGGCCAACAAGUCCAUUCCGAUGUUGUAAAGAUGGGGUUUGAUGAUAAUGUGUAUGCUGCUAGUGCACUUUUGGAUAUGUACGCCAAGUGCAGUAGAGUUGAGGAUGCGAAUAAGGUGUUUAAGUACAUGCUGGAGCGGAAUACGGUUUCUUGGAAUGCCUUGAUUGCGGGAUAUGCAGAGAUGGGGAAUUUACAGCAUUGCAUGGAAUUGUUUUUGUCUAUGGAGAUGGAAGGUGUGAGAGUCGAUGAUGCAACAUUUGCACCUCUUCUGACAUUGCUUUAUGAUGUGGAAUUAUAUGAGUUGACCAGGCAGCUUCACGGAAAGAUUGUGAAACGUGGUCUGGAGCAUGAGAAUACUGUGCUUAAUGCCACAAUCACUGCAUAUGCAGAAUGCGGAAGGAUUCAAGACGCUGAAAGAGUGAUUGACAGUGCUGAUGGGUACCGGGNNUUAGUGUCAUGGAACUCGAUGUUAGCAGCUUACUUGGAGCAUGAUCUAGAGGAGUGUGGAUUUGAUAUUUUCAUAAAGAUGGUGAGACUAAGAUUAGAUCUGGAUGCUUACUCGUAUUCUAGCAUAAUAAGUACUUGCUUUGGAGAGACACAACAGAGCUUUGGAAAACCCUUGCAUACUCUAGUAAUAAAGAGGGGAUUAGAACAGGUAACACAAGUAUCUAAUGCAUUGAUUUCCAUGUAUUUAAGACCUAACAGCCAAAGCAUGGAGGACGCCUUGAAAGUAUUCAAACAUAUAGACAUCAAGGACCUUGUUUCCUGGAAUACAAUUUUGACUGGCUUGUCGCAAAAUGGGCAGAGUGAAAAUGCCUUGAGGCUCUUCCAGCAGAUGCAUAUUGAUUACAUGGUAAUCGACCAAUAUACCUUUGCAGCAGUCUUAAGAUCUUGCUCAGACUUAGCCACACUCCGAUUGGGUCAACAGAUUCACAUCUUGGUAGUAAAAACAGGCUUGGAGGGGAAUGAGUAUGUAGCUAGUGCUUUGAUAUUUAUGUACUCAAAAUGUGGAAUCAUUGAAGAUGCUUGGAAAUCCUUUGAGGCAUCUCAUAAAGACAGUUCAGUGACAUGGAACUCAAUUAUUUUUGCAUAUGCACAGCACGGGCAAGGCAAAGUUGCUCUCGACCUCUUUAACCUAAUGGCAGAGGGACAAGUGAAGCUGGAUCAUGUCACUUUUGUUGCAGCUCUCACUGCAUGCAGCCACAUUGGUUUAGUUGAAGAAGGUCUCAACUUUCUGAAAUCCAUGGAAACUGAAUAUGGAAUUCAACCACGCAUGGAAAAUUAUGCAUGUGCAAUAGACUUGCUUGGUAGAGCUGGACGUCUAAUGGAGGCAAAAGAACUGAUUGAUGAAAUGCCAUUUGAACCUGAUGUAAUGGUGUGGAAGACGUUAUUAGGUGCUUGUAGAGCUUGUGGUGACAUACAAUUGGCUACUUACGUAGCUGGCCACUUGCUUGAGCUGGAUCCCGGAGACCACUGUACUUAUGUUCUUCUCUCUGAUAUGUAUGGCCAUCUUAAGAGGUGGGAUGAGAAAGCUAGUGUGACGAGGAUGAUGAGGAACAAGGGGGUCAAGAAGGUACCGGGUUGGAGUUGGAUUGAGUUGCAAAAUGAUGUUCAUGCUUUUAAUGCAGACGAUCAUUCACAUCCUAAUUGCCGAGAAAUAUACCAGGCCUUGAAAGAACUAACCUACGAAAUAAGAAUUUCUCAAAAUAGGUCUAUGUUAGAUGUUCCCCUCGAUGAUGUGGAUCUUGCCAGUGGGUAUUGGAUUGUUGGUGCUGAUGGUUUUAUUCAAACCAGGUGUGACAUGUAAAGAACAUCAUCCGUCUUCUUCAAUAAUGCACUGGGAAGAAGAAUGUCCUCAGAGAAUUAGUGCGUCUAUUUGAAAGAGUACCUUAGAGACAAUUAUCCCCAUUUUUUUGGCCAUUGAUUGAGGAAUUCAGUUGUUCGGGAGAAAUGCUUCUGUAGAUCAG